Molecule: messenger RNA, 11585 nt
Organism: Uranotaenia lowii
Lineage: Eukaryota; Metazoa; Arthropoda; Insecta; Diptera; Culicidae
Exons: 6
Coding region: 2811-11546 (2911 amino acids)
Biological process (GO): intracellular protein transport; exocytosis
Cellular component (GO): plasma membrane; exocytic vesicle
Molecular function (GO): small GTPase binding; neurexin family protein binding
Source: RefSeq, a predicted model, not a curated record
AUUCUAUGACAAUUUUUACUUUCUAAACUUUCAAUCUCCUUAGAACUGUUUGAGCAUAGCUAGAUCUACAGAUUUUUUUUAGAUUUUUAAACACAAUUAAUAGGAUGUAAAUUUAUAAGGAUUUCUAUCCCUUUCUAUGCUUCAACACUUAAAACCUAAAGAUCUUUAGUCAGAUUGAAUUUAUUUUCACAUGUUAUUUUUCUCGAUGAAUUGCUGCUGAUUUGAGAUAUUAAAAAAAAGUAAUAACGAAUAACUUAAUAUUUCGUUUGCGUACGAGUUUCGUUCAGAUUUUCUUGGAAAACAAAGUUAAAAGCUAACCGUAACCCAUUAUGCAAUACAUACCCCGUUCGUUUUUGGCAAUAUUCGUUUUUGGCUAACCGUAACCCAUUAUGCAAUACAUACCCCGUUCGUUUUUGGCAAUAUUCGAUUUUGGCAACAACCGAUUCUAUGACAUGUUCCAAAAACGAACGGUUUUUAGAAAUAACAUUACCUAAUAGUUUUCGCUAUAACAGGACCAAUAUUAUUUAGACAAACAGCUUAAAUACGUUUUUUCGUUCUUAGAUGGUGAUAAAACUCUGCAAUAAAACAAAAUUUCAAAAAAGGAUAGAGUACUAGUAAAGACAAAAAGAUGAAAAUUUCAAAAAAUUAGAAAACAAAUACAAACACUUGAUUAACCUUUUAACGCAUAAAUGUUGUUUUAAAACAACAAUAAUCAAAAUUCAAAUGUCUCGGAAACGCGUGGAUAUUUUCUUAGUGAAAAAAAAAAUUUCUAUAGACUAAAAAAAUAUUCCCAUGUUUUUUUAUUACGAAAUUUGAAUGUAAGUAACUGUGAAAAAAUACAAAAAUCAAAUUUAAUACAGACCCCGUUCGUUUUUGGCAACAUUCGAUUCUGGCAUCAUCCGAUUUUGGCACAUGUGCUAAAAUCGAACGGUUUUUAGAAACAACAUUGCCUUUUAGUUUUCGUUAUAACAGGACCAAUUUAAUUCAGACAAACAUCAUAAAUACGUUUUUAUGCUCUGAAAUGGUGAUAAAAUUCAACAAUAAAAACCAAAGAUUUUUAAAAAUUUUAUAAAUAGAUGAAAAAUUCAAAAAGUUAAAAAACAAAUUCAAAUAAAAGACUGAAUAUGACAAAAAAAAACUGAAAAAUGAUGAAGAAUGACAAAAACAGCAAAUAUGACAGAAGAAUAAAAAUAUUAUAAACAAAACAAGAAAAGUGCAGAAUGCAUCAAAAACAUGCUGAAAAAAUUUAUAAAUUACUACAAAUAGUCGAAAAUUUACUGAAAACAACGUUUUUGAUAAUAAUCAUAGUUAUUUUAUAAAAAUAACUAAAAAACAAGAUGAGAAAAAAAACUGUUCGAUUUUGGCAACAUUCGAUUUUGGCAACACAAAAUAUACGGGCAUGUUGCCAAAAUCGAACGGGGUCUGUAUUAUUUUUUUUUUUUUAUAGUUUUUGAAAAUCGCUGUUAUUUCUUCAGAUUGGAAAUUCUAACAAAUUUUUUUAUCUCAAUAAAUUACAAAGAACUUCCUGCAUCUAGUUAAAAGGUUUGGAAGAAAUUUGCAAACUCGUAUUGUAAUAAAUUAAGAAUUUCCAAAAUUAUUUUUCAACUUUAUGGGCCUUAACUUUUAUAAUUCUCAAAAUAACGACUUGAAACUUUACUGACUUUACUGAACUUAUAACUUAUUGUCUUCAUUUCAAAAAGUUAAAAAAAAAACUAAAAAAAAUAUCAAGAAUGUCAAAAAUAGCAAAUAUGAUAAAUAAACAAACAUUAUAAACAAAACAGGAUAUGUGCUAAAUGCUUUAAAAACAUUCGAUUUUAGCAACACAAAAUGUACGGGCGUGUUGCCAACAUCGAACGGAGUCUGUAUAUGAACAUUUUUUACGAUGGAAUAAAACGAAUUGAAUCUUUCACAUGUUUGCUUGUCUGUUCCAUCGCACAGCAUAAUGCAUAUCUUUGUAAAAUAAAUCGUUACAACUCUCUAAAAAAUUGAAUGACUACCGAAGACAAUAUUAGGCUUUCCAACUCCCCGACAAUUAAAGUUACAUUUACCGAUUCAACGUUUGAUUCUGAUUGGAAAUAAAACUGCGAGGGUUGAGUACAGAGCUUUGUGCUUGUUUUGGAUAAAAUAUUUCCUUAAAUAAUAAUCUUUAACUCAAAGCCGAUCGGUGAGGUCUGACUGAGGUAUGCAGUUUCCGAUUCACAGACACAGAUUCCGUUCCGUUCUCUCGCUCUCAAAAACUUUAUAUCCAAUUGGAAUGAUAUAGGUGUGAUAUCGGGGUUGCACGAUGGUUUCCUACUUCGUACCUACCAAAGGUAAUACGAACGAAAGACUGACAAAGCUUUUGCGGUUGUGUCGGUCUGGGCCACAGAGCAACUUUAAAUAUUGGCGACCUGUUGUGGCUGUAUAAGGAAACAGGGAAAAGCUCCCAAAAAAGGUAGGGUAAACGUUAGCCACCGAAUGGAACGGUUUUGCCAAGAGUCGCCAACUGUGGAUCAAACCUAUAUUUUCCCCCGAGUGCUGAGCUGAGCGAUUUUGGUUGUAGCGUAGGACCAUUGAAAUCAAGCUGCCUUCUUGUUGGUAUUAUGCUUUUUGGCUGGCUGGCUGGAGCGGUAUCGAUGUGGGUGUGUGGGUGAUAUCCACGAGUAUAGGGAGCAACACGGAACGGUUAUCCAUUCUACAGGUUGAGGUGGAGGCCGAUGGAUGGGCCGGUCGGUGGACUGAAAGGCAAAACUUGGCUCUCGUCGGUCGGAAAGGUUGCGCCGUUCAUCGUGUUGUAGAACAUUGAGAUACAGGCCGCCAGCGAAAAUUGGAUGAGCGAUUACACCGAUAGUGAAGCUCGCAGGACAUCUGUUAUUACGAACACCAACUUUCUUCCAGCUUCAGACUUGAUUAAAAAGAGCAUCCGACGAUCAUGGACAAUAUCGAAUGCAGAGGAUGAUAACCGCCAGACUGGAGCUGAUGAUGAUCAACAGCAAUAUUCUCAUUUACCUAGAAAGCAAUCCCAGAGUAGUUACCCUUCACUGGUAAGAUACCCAUAUAUCAAUCCAUGUACCAUGGCCGAGUACGUGCAGGAAGAUGAAUUCGACAAUGAAAUCCAUCCGCCAAUAGGGCGAAGAAUGCCAAGACAAUCGACGCUGCCGAAUCCUGAAGCAGGAAUGUAUUACGGCAGUAAUAACAAUCUUAUGCCACCAUCAGUGUCACCUAAACAGCUAAGUCCCAGUCCCCAGUACAGUCCGUAUCACACGGAUAACGAAAACGACGAGGCGGACACACCACAAAAACAAACUUCUCCCUUACCGGCACGGUACCAAAUACGUAGACAAUCAACACUACCAUGUAGGCCAAAUGAAACCCACGACAUUGGACCCAAACUGUUAUCCACGUCACCGAAUAGUAGAACCAAUCUUUACAGUCGUUCGCCGGAUAAAUCCGAUAGCGAUCUCCCCCCGAGAUAUCCACCAUUUGUACGUCAGUCUACAUUUCCAUCCAAUUCCAAUGACCCAUUUUUCCUGCAAAUUCAGGCUCAUUCACAGCAACAACCACUACAAUCUGGCCAGCAACGCCAAUUACCCACCUCACCAAAUAGAAUGUUGUUCAACAAAUCCCCUGACAGUGGUGCUGAGUCUGCUGGCGACGGUAUCAUCUCCGGCAAUUCGUCUUCUAUACUCCGUCGUUUUCAGAUGACAAGGCAAGCCACACUACCUAAUCCCGAACAGCACGUGAAAUUGCUUCCUACUUCCCCUCCCAAAAAACAGCUCUCACCGCACAGUAUAAAACGCUCACCAGAGUUUGCACGUCAAAACACACUCCCGGCACCAGAUAGUAUGAAUUCGCUAUCAGUCCAUCAGCACGGACCAAAAUUUAUGCCCAUAUCACCAAGACAGAAGCAAUCUUUUUUAUUUCCACAACCAGCACCUGCACCACGUCCUUUUCUUUCACAACAGCAUUUCCCAACGAUAGCCGAUGAGCUAUCAACGACACCUCAACAAAACCCAAGCACUCCGAGUGGUAGUGUAGGUGGCACCGGCAUUACAGGUGGUCCACAGCACGCUUCUAAGAUGAUCAAAGUUCGCAGCCACAGUAACGAAGAGUAUAGCCUGAAUAGAGGACCCCAUGCAUCGAUCAUUAAUGCUGGGGUACCGAGUGAAGGACGCAGGAUGCUGCCAGAGAUACCGAGUAACCGCUCGCCAAGACUGGUACGUCAAGAACACGUUAGAGAAGACUCAGUAAACUCAGAAAAACGAUCUCCCAAACAGAAAACAUUUGCAGAAGCGAAACAAUCGAUGAUGGACGACUACGAUCCAACGUGCGAUUCGACGAACCAGCUUAACUUCAACGAGGAUGAAGAGAUUAGUUAUUACAACAGUGAGGACAACUACGAUACCCGACUUUACAGUGUUGAAAGCUUCCCAAACGAUGGUACUUCAGAAUACCCCUAUACUGAAGACUACCUCAAACAUGGUGGUAGCAUUAAGCGAGAUUCAACGAGAUUACGACGCCGAAAGUCAAGAGAUUUACCAGCCCAGCCGGAACCUGUGGCAUCUUCAAACGACGAUGAACCUGUAAAGCGGAAACCUGAAACAAUGCGUUCAAUAUCGGAAGAAUCUCCUGGAAAUAAAUCAAUCAAACCAACACCUAGAAGAUCACUUUCGCAUCCUGAAAAAGACACACAAUACAUGCAAAGUUUCCGAAAACCAGAAAUUACCACCAAAAUACCAUCUCCACGACCUUUAGCUGAAAUCCUGGAACGAGCUCAAAAAUCGAUCAAAUUGCCAUCGCCUCGACGGAAGGCGUUCAAGUCAAUGGACCAAGCAUGUGAAUCAGAGAUUAAUGCUAGGUCAACUUUGAAUGUGCAAACCGAUUCUGGUGCAGGUUCGAAUACGAUCAACGCUUCAAGCGAAGGAACAGCUCCCGGUGUCAGAACAGGGCCUCGUAAAAUUUCUGCCUUUCAGCAGAUAUUGCAAAACCAACGCCUACAGAAGCGAGACUCGAAAAGUUUAGAUAUCGUUGCAUCUAAACUGAUGGAAGAGAAAUAUGGUGGAUUUGCAGAGACCGAGGAUGACAAAUCCAAAUCACUGGAUGAUGGCAUUUUUUGCAGCGACAAAAAUAGUGAUGAUAACAGCAGCGAUGAACAAAUCAAUUUGAUAAACAAGCACAAAACGCAUCUAGGAGAACAGGAAAUAAAGCACGCUGUAGAAGCUGCGGCAGUCGUUUUCAAAAAAGUGGUAUUGCAAAGGCGUGAAGAAAAGCGCACAAAAGAUGAAGGUGAUUUUGGCGUCAAACCGAAACAUUCAUCUGCAGCUACGAUAUACCACAACAGUCCCGGAGUUCAACGAAAGUAUUACGACGACCUAACAACGCUUUCUUCGCCAUCUGAGUCGGACAAUCAAUUGGCUAAAUUAGCAUUCAAUGAUUUUGUCGAUGACUAUAGGCUUGUUUUUAUAAGUUCUGAUUCAUCUAGUAAAGAGGAAGAAUAUGACAGUAGCUCAACGACAUCUUCCGUAUACACUAAAUGCAGCAUUGCCUUGGAUGAUUGCGAUUGGGAUUAUUUCGAACCAGAGAUAAACACAUCCGCUACCAAAACUCUGCUGUAUGACAUUACAAACAGUAACAGCAGCUCGAGGGGCAACAUAUCUCGCAAAAGAUCAUUAUUAUCAUCACCAUUGACAUCGCCUAUGUUUUGUCGGCGGAAACGGAAUUCAAUCAAUACGCUGUAUAAAUGCGAUGCGGAAACAGACGAUGAAUUUAUGAAACAGGUUGAAUCCUCAUCGUCUUCCACCAGAAGUGAGAGAUUUCUAGAAAAUCUCGAUGACGAUCUUAACGGUCGAAAAAUUAGUAAAUGUCAUUGCGGAUUGGAAACGCAAUAUGUUGCAAUACCAGUGCCGGUUCCCAUUCCUGUACCAAUAUCUACCUAUCACGAUUUGUCGCAUAAACAAUUGGACACAAUGUUGCAACAACAAACACAAACUGACUUAAUAAAACAACUAUGGCAUAAUGCUACUGGUAAUGAAGCAGCCUUCUUUCAGUUUACUUGCAACAAAGACUCUUGUACACAUUCGUGUUCAAAUUGUCAAAAUCAAGUAAAAAAUAUGAAAACACAUCAACAUAAUAUGACCAAUAAUAUUGAAAAUAAUUGUUCUGAAAACACAAACGGUGUUGUAGAAAAUAUAACAUCAAUUCGCAGCAAAAAUAAUUCGAAGGCAUAUGGAGCUAAGCAAUACAGGUAUGCGGAAAAUGAAUCGGGCUUCGGAUUCAUUAAUAGUAAUAGUAGCAUCGCAGCAUCCGCUUGUAAUGAAAAGUUGUUCUGCAACAACGACUCCCCUGGCUCAGCAAGGAAAUGUAAGCCAAUUUCUGUGGAUAGUGUCAAACCAACUGUUGCUGUCAGCACAUCUAAAGAACUGGUUGAUUCAUUGGCAAAUAAUUUUAGUUAUAGACAACUACAAAACAUGGAUUCACGGAUUGAAAGUUGUCAUGGUAUGAUAGAACACCUGGAUGUUAAUCCUGAUAGAACCGAUAGCAGUGAUAGCGGCGAAAAUAACAAUGAUGGUGUAACUCGUACAGAGGGCAUGGAAAAAUCUAAGCAAUUAUGUGAAAAGCCUAGAAUUAACAAACGAAGCCCUAUGGUGGUGCAUCAGCGUCGCAGUCACGAAACCAUUAAGAGUGAACAACCACUUACCUACGUACAAGUGCAAAACUCAAGUGGUGUGAGUGAGUCGGUAAUAAGUGUAAAACAAGAAGAAAAAGAUAAAAGUCACGAGGAGGAAAGGAGUGUAAAAAAUAACGAAAACAAAAUUCAAUACGCGAAAGAAGAACUGAAAAACCUGCCCAGCAACGAUUGUACGUAUGGCAUAGAGUCAUGUAACACUUACAAAAAGUCCACAACUGCCCACAACGUGUCUUUAUGCGAUGAAGCGACACUAGUACUCGAGUGGUCGACUGAACAGAAGGUGAUAAAUCGGGCUACAAAUUCGAACGAUACCUGGCCAGACGACGAUAGUGCUUAUCAAUUCACAGAUAAUGAGAGUAUGACAACAGUCAAAGAGUUAAAACCUGUUGAAUCGGUUGAUUUGGACGGCGAAUUAAAGGGGUAUUUAUUGUCUGAAAGUUAUUUUAGUUCAUCGCAAUCAUCAUUAGCUAGUAGUGAAAACGAAAAUAGUAGCAAUAGAGUUCUGCCAAAUUCAACGAGCCAACGUUGUUAUGAGGUCAAUAAUGAACCAGUUUUGUUACGUAUAAAACACACUUCAUCCAGCAACGAAAAUUCUGACUUUUCCACUUCAUGCAGUUCAAUAGAAUCUGAUAGUGACGAUACUGGUACGAUUGCGGAUCGUAGACCAAAGUCAAAAACGUUUUCCAAAGUUAUGGUUGUGAAUGUUGAUUUCAAUGAUUCAAACGAUUCCGAUAUAUCAAGCACCACAUCAUCAAAUGCUUUCAUGUUACAGAAUUGCGAUUCCGAGAUGAACGCCAAUAUCUCAACAAAUCAAUUGGAAAACGAUGGGAUCGUAUUAAAACAAAUCAUACACAUUGAUUCAGAUGAUGAGAUCAGACAAACUACUGAAUUGGAUGAAUCGAUUUCGGCUAAAGGUCAAUUAAAACAAACACCUUCAAAAACAGAAGGUGAAAUUGAUCAUCUGACUGAAAGCUCUGAAGCUUUCGGGGAAAAUUCCGAAAUCCUGAAAGCCAAAAAACCUACUGCAAACAUAGAAUGCAACAAGAAUGAUCGCAGUAUGGGUGACGUCUCAACGAAGCAACAUAGUUUUUGCGAAUAUGGAAACAUAGAAUCACCUGAAGUACCUGUAGCACAACAAAACCUGUGCAAGGUGUUGGAGCAAACUUCAAAUACGCUUACAUCUUCAGGUAUACACAAUCAAAGUAAGGUAAAUGAAAACAAACGUAGCGACGCACACGACGAAAACCCGAGGAAAAACAUAGCAGAAGAAAUACCGCAACUACCAUUACCAACACCACCAGCAACAUCAAUGCCAACCAUGCACGAUCUUACCGUAAACACGACUUUAAACACAGUAGUAAACGAACGAUCGUCCAACGCGGAUGUAAAUAGCUCUUUCGUAGCAGCUACUAAUGCUGCCAAUAAUCGAUAUAAGAGUUUAAUUUUGAUUGGUUCAGAAAACGGUACGAUUUCAAUGGCUACUGAAUCGUCAUCUGAAACUCCGCCAACGGCUGAUGUCGCGGAUCACGGUUUGCCACAUCACGUGAACAUCGUCACGAGUAACACCACACGAAUAGUGAAUAGUAGUGAUGAUGACGACCACCAUCAGCAGCAGCAGCAACAACAGCAUCCACCCACUUCGGUCACGGUUAAGCACACCAGUUGGAUUUCGAAAGCUAUGCAUGGCGACGAAGAAGACGAUUACGGUGAUGACGUAGUACCUUUAGCAUUAGACAACGAACCCGAUCGCUCACUCGAUCGCGGUCUGGCGAAUUAUUUUAAUUUUUCUUUGGAACAAGCUUCCCCGCAAACUUCCAGACGACCUGUGAGAAUAACAACGAAUGAAAGUGCAAUAACUAAUAAUGUAGUGUUGGAAAGUGUUGCUAGUGUGAAUGAUGUUGAUUCUGCUCAACAUUGCAAUGACGAAGGUAAAAAUAGGCCUCCGAUCGAAGGCCAAACUAGCGAUUCGGUUAAAGUUAGUAGUGAAAGUAGCGAAAUGAUCAAUAGUGGCAGUGCAGGGCUGGCUGAAUGUACCAGUGGGAGAAGUAGCCGCAACAGUAACAGUAGUGAUAGUUAUAAUAACAGUGCAAAUAAUGAAGAUGUAACGGUAGUGACUGGGGCUAACACACUUUCAGCAGUAAUUUGCCUGGAGGAUGGUCUGGCCGACGAUGAUUCGUGGGUGGAAGAAGUGAGCCAAGAUGAAGAAGAAUUCGCAACAACGACGGCAACAGAAUCCGAUAUCGAUGACUCUGGUGAAGAAAUUUCGUUGGGCGUUGUUGAUCGUGAGGAAGAAUUGCGCGGCUACCAUAGGGCUGCUAUAGAUUUCACCCUUCAUACUAUUGUCGAGGAAAGUUGCGAAGAUAGUGAAGUGGAGUCGAAUCGAACUUCUGGUUGUAGUAAGCAAAAAAACCGUGUUUCUGCAUCGGAAUUGGAAAAAUAUUUUUUUUUCGGUCUUGGGGACGGUGCAUCUGGAGCGAUUUCACAAAAUAUUCGCGAUGACAGUAUCUCUGAAAGCAGUUCUGUCUGUAGUGAAGGUUUGGAUUCCCUCGGUGGACCCGAGGAAUCCUUGGGGACCUCAGCAGAAUCAGCUGAUUUGGCUUCAUCUCGUUUGGAAAAAUAUUUUCUCACUGGUUUUAUGGGAUUUACUACUGAGCAAAAUGAGUCUGACGGUAGCGGAAGUGUUGGUAGUGAUAGCGAAGGACACCCUAGUCCCGAACAACGGCGCAAACGGUUAGUUAGAGCGAGAGGAGCUGGCAGAUCGCAAAGUUCGUCACUUGACAAUUUGUUAGCAAAAGAAUCUGAUUUUGAGCAGCAACAAGGAGAUUUACAUGAAUGCCAAGAUUCUUCCGAAACUGAUACGUGCGAUGAAACUAUUGCUCAAGCGGAUAAAAAUGAAAGCUCACAUGAAGCUGCCGCCAAGAGGAAAAAAAAGUAUGCUAAAAAAGUAGAAGUAGAUGAAGCACGAAAGCAAUCAGAGUUAAUAGAAUUCCAUCGCCAAGAUAAUUCUGAUGACGGCGGCCGACAAACCCCAAAAGUAGACUUACCCUUAACAAAUCCGCUAUCAGAAAGUAAAAAACAAAAUAGUCGAGAUAGCGGUUUCAUAGGUAGCAAUGACGAUCUACUGAAAGAAGGUGAAACAGUUCGAUCUCCAGAGCUGAAGAACGAACUUGAAGAAAUAGUCGAGGAGAAUAAAAUCGAUCUCAAAGAUGAAAACACUUCGCCGAAGACUGCUUCCAAUAUUGACCAGCCAGCGGUUCAUUUGUCAAGGAAAGACAGUUUCAAUAAUUGGAGCUCGGACGAAGAAACGAAUUUAAUGAUGUCAAAAAUGCGGCAAUUUUUUAAAACUUUGGUCGCAGCUUCGGCUAACAGUCGGGCAGCAUCUCGUAACUCUACGCCAGUUGUGAGCGAAGCAAAUACUCCUAAGCACGGUACUCCUGUACCAAAAACCCAUCAUCAUAGGAACAAACCUCCUCAAUUGGUGUACUUCGAAAAUGAACUAACUCGAUUGAUGAAAACUGUUCCUGGAAUACGCGAUGAACAAGUGCGAGAAAUUGUCGAGUAUCUAAGUAGUGAGGACACGUGGUCAGAUUCAUACGAUUCUUCUGACUACACCAGCUCUGAUUUAGAGGGCGCUGUUUCACAAAAAUCCGUUCUCCAACAACAGAUUUCAGCUAGUUGCCAGCAAAUUAUCAAUAAAUUUGACAAUUUGGAAAAAGAUGAAGAAGGAGAUAUGGGUGACGGUGGUCUUAUAGAAGAACCUCAUGCUUUGAAUAAAGAAACGGCAUUUGUCUACCAACGCUUGGUGGCUUCACUUAACAAAAUGGCAAAAGAUGAGGAAAAACCGGUGAAUGCGACGAGUUCCCCUCCACUCAUAGCAAAAGUAAUGCAUCACAUUGGAAGUCGAUUAGUGGCAUUGAUGCAUGAAGUGAGCAGUGGUGAAUCUCAUACAAGUGCAUCGCCUAAAUCAACAGGGUUACGAUACCAUACACGUAAAGUGCAACCGAAUAUUUCGGUAACUACUACGGAAGAUGACGACAGUACUUCCGAGUGCAACAUGGAGAAAAAUGAGGAUUUAGGAUAUUUACUACCGCGAAGCAAAAGCCAUGAUCUUUUAUUGGGAGAUGCAAAACCACAUCAUCAUCAGUCAUCCAUCAUAGGCGGUGAAAUGGUGGCUGAAGAAAAAGAGGCUAGUGACUAUGAAAGAUUUUCUUGGAGAGGGAGCUUUGAAUCGGCAUUAUUGGCUAACGGAGAUUCUAGAUCUAAACUUUCUAUGUUGGAUAAUUCAACUUCUUCAAUAUCGGUCCUAGCUGCAAAGCGGCGAUCUGCGGGUGAUUUGCUAUUUAACAAUCAAAACUUAAGCCGUGAACAGUUAGAUCGAGUACGUAGCUGUGGUAGUAUCGGAGGAGAGCGCGAGGAUUUCGAAUCUUCUAAACUAUGGGGUUCAUCGCAAAGUCAAAAAACAGGUCGCCGUAGAUCGAGCGUUGCAGAUGAUACCGACUCAGAUGAUUCGACGAGGAAUGAGAAUCGUCUUGCUUCGCGGUCUACGCUGCCCAGAAGUCUCCAGAACGGAAAUUCUUCCAUCAACACCAAUUCCCUUCCACGCCUUCCAACUUCCAAUAUGCAAACCAUAAUGCAGUCUGUUCCAAACGAGUCGGCAUCAACAUCUUCUGUAAUGCAAAAAUCUCAAAGCGUGUAUCAUUUCCUUCAGAACAAUGUAAAAAGUGCACGUUACCGUGCUCCCGGUUUCAAUCAACGGCCUCCGAGCGCACCUAAACGUGCCGUAUCAGCUCCUGGUUUGCAGCAACCGCCAUAUCCUCGAAGAGAACGGCGAAAAGUGCAAAGCUUUUUGAAUGGUGAGUUUUAUUUUUUUCAUCAUUAAUCCUUGCCCGGUGGGUUUUAACUUUGACCGAACUGACAA